Molecule: messenger RNA, 3494 nt
Organism: Coregonus sp. 'balchen'
Lineage: Eukaryota; Metazoa; Chordata; Actinopteri; Salmoniformes; Salmonidae
Source: the annotation of a GenBank genome assembly
AUGUUCCACAGUGCAGAUAAAUUGACAUUUGGAAAAGCCAUCAAUCUCAUUGUUCAACCCAGUAAGUAAAUUCUCAAUAUGCAAUAAUUAACAUUUUAUUACUGAGUAUUUAGGAAAUGUGUUAAAAUCUAAAAUAUCUAGGGGCGAAAGUUUGUUAAUUUGAGAAAAGUAGCCGAUGUUACAAAUGUUUUGGGAGAAAGCCUUAUAUUGUAGACGAGAUUUGCAAACAGGCUGUGAAUGUGCAACAAAAGCUUUAGUUUUGGACCAAGCUCUCAGUUAUCACACUAUAUUUUUUUGAAUAUUUCAAAUGAUUUAUAACAUUGCUGUACUAUUUAUUGCUGUCUCAUACCAGGUCUCAUAUAAAAUAGAUUUAUCUCAAUGAGCCUAAGCUGGAUAGAUAAUGGUAAUAAUAAUGAUAUAAUCAUUCAGUAUUUCAGUAUAUGAACCACCUAAAUCUACCACACCAAAGGGUUUUAUCUUACAGAAAAUACAGAAUGUUUAAAGUUACAAGUUGAUUUGUGAUGUGGGGCCAGUUCUCAUUUUCUUUGUUUGAUCAUUUAAGUUAUCUGUUAAUAAAUCAACUUUCUAUAUUAUAUGAGGUGAUUUCCGAUGCCCUAAUUUUUACUGAAAUACUUAAAGUAAACUGUCCAUCAGAUCAUACAGAAUAUUUUUUAAAUCUGGAUAUUAAAAUAAAUAUUAGUUAGACUAUCAUUGGACUAUUUAGAUCAGGGAUGGGCAACUGGCGGCCCCCCUUUUGAAGGCUCCAGGAUCAAUCCCCCCCCCCCCACCCAAAAAAAGUUAGAAUAGUAGAAUACACAAGGUGCAAUUUCAAAAUUUGGUUGUGCAUCAGCAGUUUUUCUCUUGUUAUGUCAGUCACUGAUAGUCACUCAAUUAGCCCAUGUCAGCUAAAAAUUUUUUGAUUGCUAAAUUAGUUUAGGUGGCCAGCUAUCUAAACUUUUUAUCAUUGUUGAGUCACUGGCCGGGGGGCCCUUAUUGAUUUUGUUAGUCAGUCUCACAUAGAUAUCAAUCAUAUUAAAACUGUAAACAUUUCUCUACACCAUAUGGUAAAUGUGUAGAUUUGCAAAAAAUCUGCUGUAAAACAGCUCAUUUUCCGCUUUCACCCCAUGGCAAAAUGAAUAGAAUAGCAUGAAAUGUGUUAUAAAAUUGCUAAAUCUUCUCUCCACCCCAUGGCAAAAUGUGUAGAAUUGCAGCAAACUUGCUUUAAAACUGCAAUUAUUUAUCUACAUCCCAUGGCAAAAUGCGUUGAAUUGCACAAACUGUACUCUAAAACUUGGAAAAUGUAACUUUGCUGUCAAGAGGGUGGGCCACAAAAUUGUUUUGCUUGCAAUGUGGGUGGGUGGGGAUGUGGGUACACAGACCCCCGAGCAACUGCGGCCCCAUUAUGAUGAGUUCUGAUUUUUUGUGUUCCCCAUCAAAGUUGCCCAUCCCUGAUUUAGGUCAUAUAUUUGUACCUGUUUUUAAAAUAUAUUGUAUGACAUCACAUUUUAUUUAUGUUUCUGCAUUCUAACCAAGAUGUCCAAGUCAACCUAAACCUAUUGUAUUUUCCAGAUGGAACUCGUGCCCACCCAAUACUGUCCAUCCUCACCCCACUGGGCGAGAGCAGUGGUGAUGACCCCAAGGUCUGCCUGGCUACAGGCUUCUUUCCCAGGGAGGAAAACAUGAAGCUGACCCUGGGGAAUAAUAAAAGUGUCGACCACAGCACAAGCAAUGCAGCUUUAUCUUCCAGACGUACCUACUACUAUGCCGGAUUCUCCAAAGAGAAUAUCAAGCAUUGUGUGAUGGAAGGCAUUACCAAGGCGCACGAUGAGGAUAAAGAUGAUUUUACAGGUGUGUCUUACUGUAAAAAUCUAUAUACAAUAAUAUCUCACAUUAUUACUGUGGCUUUGAACAAUUCAUUAAAUAAGAAUAUUUAUCAAUGAACAUCUCAAUCAUUGAGAAUGGUAAAGAUGGAUGUAAAUGGCAUGAUGAGAAAUAACUUUUAAUAAUCACUUAUUGGCUUUCAGAUAAUACCACGGCUACAACUGCUUCUGUCAUUUGUAAAGAUGAACCCCUCAACAAUGCUACUGCUACCAACCAUACCGGUUGGUGAUACUUUGCUACACUUCCUAAAAACAUGGUGUAAAGUCAAUUGUACUGCCGCACAUUUACUGUAAAAUGCACAAAUGUUAAAAUUUCAGCAAAAAAAGUGUGCAAAACACUGAAAUGACACAACAUUGUUUCUUACAGAUUAUACCAAGAUGAACUUCACAGCCGUGGUUGUGUAUGGUUUGAGAGUGCUGUUUGCCAAAGCCGUGGCAUUUAAUGUGCUAUUUACUGUCAAGGCCCUGGUGUUCUAGGUAAGUGAAAUUAACUCUGUUUUUUUUUGACAGAUUGUUGACAUAAAUUGAUUAACUGACAGCUGUAAAGGAAAAAUACAAUAUAUAAUAAUUUCCUUGAUUGCAUUACAGAAUAAUUUACAAUUAUUCUAUUUACAGACAUAUUUUCACUUGGACUCCUACUUUUCAGUUCUGCUUUGCUUCCAGUUUGUCAAACCUGCCUUGUGGUUUUAUCAAGAGCUUUGUUGUACAACAAUAUUAGUAUGUGACUUUGUUCAGGGUUGAAUGCUGCAAUUCCUCUGUACACAUUUAGGAAAUACUAGAUACUAGAUACACAUGUAAUGCAUGUGAUUGUUUGGGAUUGAACGUUAGAUUACAUUUUAUAUUCUAUUUCAUUUUAUAUUAUGUUUUAUUAUUUACAUUUGCUUGUAUUAUAUCUUUAACUGCAAGUUGUCAUCAAAAGUGUAUAAAGACUCCAGAAAUGAUUUCAAACAAUAAUGUAAAUGUACAUUGAUCAAGUUAUUUACGUGAAUACUUUGCAGUUGUUUCUAAAUGCACAAAACCUGUCAAUAGAGAAUUUAAACCACAUUUUCACCAGUACAUUGAAACCGUAUGAACAGUCAAACCAAAUUAACAGAUUAAGAUCUAUAAGACACCUUGAUUUCCAAGAAAUGGCUCCAUCAGUUACUUUAUUUGCAUGCAUGCUCAAGUAGUAACAAUAGCGAGAAACACACAUAAUAGUGAGAAACACAUGCCUUAUAAUUGUUGAUGAAUUGUAUUAUGAAAAUAAUUUGCAAUUACAUGUGCAUCUGAUAUCAGUCAAACAUUUUAUAAUCGUAUAUGGGAGCUGUAAAUGUAUUGAAAUUAACAGACACUGCUUUUUUAUUCUAAACUAAACCAUAAUGAAUGUGAAAAGAUGGAUGUCUAUCAAAUGACUAAAAUGGUUGGAAAGUAGUAGUCAGACUCCGGUUUACCAGAAACAUUUGCUUAGGACUCAUCAUUAGGCCUACAGAUUUAGUAGAGAUGUGCACAUUUAAAAUUCUGAGAUUAUGUUGCCCCCUGCUGGUUGUACAUUUAUCUUUCUCCGUUGACGUUGUGAUCACUAAAUCACCUGGGCCCAGUUUUUCAAAAGUUAUAUAUCUGUAUUUUGCUUAUUGG